AUGGAGCUCUCGGCUUUCCCUGCAUUCCCGUUCACUGUGCUGGCCGUGUUCUUCACUGUGUUUGUCCUGGCCUUUGACUUCAUGAAGACAUGGAAGAAGUGUCAGAACUACCCUCCCGGGCCCAGGGGUUUGCCUUUUAUUGGGAACAUUCUUCAGGUAGACUUGAGCAAUCCUCACCUGUCGUUUGCAAAGCUGUGGAAGAAAUAUGGCAAUGUGGUCAGUGUACAGCUUGGAUGGACAAACACCGUGAUACUGAACGGCUACGAAACCCUAAAAGAGGCACUGGUGAUGAAAUCAGAGGAUUUUGCUGACCGGCCAGUCUUACCAGUAUAUGAAGAUGUGUUUAAGCACACAGGAGAAGGUAUUGUCUUUGCAAGAUAUGGCCCCUGGUGGAGAGAGCAGAGGAAAUUUUCACUUUCAACACUGAGAAACUUUGGGCUCGGGAAGAAAUCUCUGGAAAUGCGAAUUGUAGAAGAGGCUGGAUUUUUAAUCAAAGAAUUUGAAGAUGAAAAAGGACUUCCUUUUGAUCCGCAUUUCAUUGUAACCUGUGCGACUUCAAAUAUUAUCUGUUCAAUUAUCUUUGGAGAACGUUUUGAAUAUAAAGAUAAAAAAUUUCUUGGAUUUUUAAAGACAAUUAAAGAAAGCUUUGAACUGGAAGGUGCAUUUUGGGGUCAGCUGUUGAAUACGUUUCCCUUUCUUCGUCACUUCCUGGGUCCACACAAUAAGAUAUUUGAAAAUCAAGAGAAAACCAUUCACUUUGUACAGAAAAUAGUCACAGAGCAUAAAAAAUUAUGGGACCCAAAUGAGCCGAGGGACUUCAUUGAUGCUUUCUUAGCAGAGCAGGAGAAGAUGAAGAAUGGCCCCAAGACGAGUUUUCUAGAGAACAAUUUGUUAGGAACAGCUUAUGACCUCUUUGCGGCUGGUACAGAGACCACCUCCACCACCCUGCGAUGGGCCCUGCUCUUCAUGGUGCUGCAUCCAGAUCUGCAGUCUAAAGUCCAUGAAGAGAUUGACAGAGUAGUUGGGAAGGAGAGAAAGGUGGCGUUGGAAGACCGUGAGGAAUUGCCGUACACCAAUGCUGUUAUCCAUGAAACCCAACGCUUAGGGAAUAUUGUUCCGAUUUCACUUCCUCAUCAAACAUACAGAGAUACAGAGGUCAUGGGAUACACAAUCCCUAAGGGAACAAUGAUCAUUCCAAACCUUUCCUCCGCCAUGUUUGAUGAGAACAUUUGGUCAACUCCACAUCAGUUUAAUCCGGGUCACUUCCUUGACUCGGAGGGGAGGUUUGUGAAAUCUGAAGCCUUCAUCCCAUUCUCUGCAGGUCGCCGUGUCUGCCUGGGGGAACAGCUGGCAAAGACCGAACUCUUCCUGUUCUUAACGUCCAUGUUCCAGCAUUUCACAUUCCAUCUCCCAGAAAAUGAACCAAGACCAAGCUACACAGAAGCCAAAUAUGGAAUUACCCUUAGUCCGCUCCCUUAUCGACUGUGUGUUAAACACAGAUAA
Messenger RNA from Carcharodon carcharias (great white shark), 1503 nucleotides. Its product is annotated as cytochrome P450 2D26-like. Lineage: Eukaryota; Metazoa; Chordata; Chondrichthyes; Lamniformes; Lamnidae. Gene Ontology annotation, molecular function: oxidoreductase activity, acting on paired donors, with incorporation or reduction of molecular oxygen, reduced flavin or flavoprotein as one donor, and incorporation of one atom of oxygen; heme binding; iron ion binding. Gene Ontology annotation, cellular component: cytoplasm; intracellular membrane-bounded organelle. The record is from RefSeq and is a predicted model, not a curated record. Bases 1 to 1503 code for a protein of 500 amino acids. Gene Ontology annotation, biological process: arachidonate metabolic process; xenobiotic metabolic process. The transcript is spliced from 9 exons.